CGUUUUUUGUUUUGAAUCCAUCAUUUCACACAAUCGAGAUCUAUCUCCUUUUUAUUUGAAUCAUUUUCUACCCACUUCAAAUGGAGUAUUGGUGUCCCCCUCCUACACCUCAAGUUGUUUGCUUCUGAAUCUAAGAGCUAUUAGUACUCAAGUUAGAAGAGUAACAUGUCUUGCGAUAACAUCUUCAACGGAGACAAGGUGCCAUUAUUAUCAGACCAUUCAUCCUCCGACAUCCAAAGUAGAAAUGGCGAUCCUCAUAUACACCAACAACAACAAAACUUGUCACAGAGGUUUUGGAUUGAAUCAAAGAAGCUAUGGCAGAUUGUGGGCCCGGCCAUCUUCAGCCGCAUCGCUUCUUAUUCCAUGUUCGUCAUCACCCUGGCAUUCGCCGGCCAUCUCGGCGAUUUGGAAUUUGCGGCCAUGUCAAUUGGCAGUAAUGUCGUCGUAGGCUUUGAUUUUGGCCUCAUGUUGGGAAUGGCUAGCGCUCUCGAGACGCUAUGCGGGCAAGCAUUCGGGGCAAAGAAGUACAACAUGCUGGGAGUAUAUCUGCAACGGUCAUGGGUGGUUCUGUUAAUAUGCUGCGUUGUGAUGAUGCCGCUGUUCAUAUACGCGACGCCGUUGCUGAAGCUUUUGGGGCAGCCCGACGACGUGUCGGAGCUUUCGGGCGUGGUGGUGAUGGCUUUCAUUCCGCUGCACUUCUGCUUCGGGUUACAUUUCCCGCUGCAGAGGUUCUUGCAGAGCCAGCUGAAGAAUUCGGUGAUUGCUUGGGUGAAUUUGGUGGCGUUCGUUGUGCAUUGUCUGGUGAGCUGGUUGAUUGUGUCUCGGUUCCGGCUCGGAGUCGUAGCCAUCGCCAUGACCUUGAACUUCUCUUGGUUCCUCAUCUUAUGUGGGAUGUUUGGCUACACCGUCUGCGGCGGAUGCCCCCUCACCUGGCCCGGUUUCUCCGUCCAAGCUUUCUCUGGUCUUUGGGAUUUCUUUAAACUCUCUGUUUCUUCCGGAGUUAUGCUCUGCUUGGAGAAUUGGUACUACAGAAUUCUGAUAGUGAUGACAGGCAACUUGAAAAAUGCCGAAGUUGCUGUCGAUGCGUUGUCCGUAUGCAUGAGCAUUAAUGGCUGGGAAAUGAUGAUUCCACUUGGAUUCUUUGCUGGAACUGGCGUGAGGGUGGCAAAUGAGUUGGGCGCUGGGAGCGGAAGAGGAGCUAAAUUCGCUGCAAUCGUAUCAGUGGUACAUUCAACUAUCAUUGGAUUGAUCUUUUGGGGGCUAAUCCUAAUCUUUGACGACAAGUUGGCCCUAAUUUUUUCAUCGAGCAAACCUGUCCUAGAAGCUGUCAGCCACCUCUCAAUUCUCUUAGCUUUCACUAUUCUGCUCAAUAGCAUUCAACCAAUUCUAUCAGGGGUUGCGGUUGGAUCUGGAUGGCAGGCAUAUGUAGCUUACAUAAACCUUGGGUGCUACUAUUUACUCGGACUCCCUCUUGGCAUUAUAAUGGGAUGGGUGUUUCAUCAAGGCGUCAUGGGCAUAUGGGCUGGAAUGAUCUUUGGUGGAACUGCAGUGCAAACUCUAAUAUUGUGUAUAAUCACACUUCGAUGUGAUUGGGAAAACGAGGCUAAGAAAGCAAAUCGACACAUUCAAAAGUGGGAAGAAGUGGGUCACAACAAAUUGUAAAAGUUCGGUGCAUGGAAUUACCGUUGUCACAUGAUAUUACAAUGAAAGUCUGCCUAAAUUUGGGGUGGGGCAACCCAACCCAACCCAACCAACUCAAAAAUUCAUUAUUGGUCCGAUUUUCUUACGGUCCAGAUAAGUUACGGGCCUAAAAAUAAAAUAUUCAAUUCGGACCAAAGAAAACCACAACUAUUACUCAUAAUAAAUAUUAUGAUCUUCUCUCACUAUCAUUCCAUGAAAAAUAUGAUCGUUUAGGCCCG
Cuscuta epithymum is the source of this 1919-nucleotide messenger RNA. Lineage: Eukaryota; Viridiplantae; Streptophyta; Magnoliopsida; Solanales; Convolvulaceae. The record is from the annotation of a GenBank genome assembly.